Molecule: messenger RNA, 1128 nt
Organism: Oreochromis aureus
Lineage: Eukaryota; Metazoa; Chordata; Actinopteri; Cichliformes; Cichlidae
Exons: 3
Coding region: 93-1043 (316 amino acids)
Source: RefSeq, a predicted model, not a curated record
ACCUCAUAUAAUCAGAUUCCUUCACACACUCACCUGUGCUCUCCAAAGCAGGAGGAGCAGCUUUGUGUUCCUGAGCUGAUUAUCGACUAAAUAUGGACGAAGAGAAAGCCGAACUCUUCCAGGCUCUGAGAGCCAUGGCUUUUUUAGAGGCGUUGGAAAUACAAGCGGAAAUUCUGAAAAGGCUGAUUGCUGCAUGUCGCCCUGAAAGUCCCAGGAGCUCUGCUGAAAGGAAAAGAUUAAUAAACCUUGCAAUAGAAAACUGCAAAGAUGAAACUGUCCUGCAGUGGCUGAGAGAAAAUUCAGAGUCUGGCACCUUCAGAAAACUCUCAGACAUGUUUGAUUUCCUGAAAAGAAAAAUUGAUGAGGAAGAAAAGAAGAACCAUGAUGACACUGUUGACAUAAUCUUUGUGUCACAUGGAUCAAUCAGAGACUCCAUGAUCCCAGCCAGCUGUUUGCUGCCUCUGCCCACCAUCACUGACCUGGUCCUGUACUCUCCCUGGAACUGUGGCACCACUGGUGAUGUAACCUAUGGCAUUGCAACAGGAAAAAUGAGGCCACAGCACAGAGUUUUUUACCAUAGAAAAGAAAAAGACGGUAAAAUUACUCCUGAUACACAUCAACCCCUGAACCUGCCAAACUACUGGAACUCACUGAAGAAAGCUGGAGGACGGAAGAUCCCAAACAUCAUUGUUAGCCCUCUGCAGGAAGAUGAAGGAGUGUGGAAAAAAUUUAAGUCUCUCUCAACAAAAUAUGGUCCACCAGGACGAAACCGCAUCGUCAUCCCGUUCAGCCUCCCAGCAGAGAGUGAAAGUGUCCCGUUCUCUGUCGUCUGCUUGGCUCUGUCCCUGGUGCUCCUCUCUUCCAGGUUUAAAGCCACCGUUCACUUUAAUGCCUGUCUGAGUGAUAAGUCUACAGGACAGAAAUGUGACAGGAAGUAUCUGCAGGAGCAGUACUACUGCACUGAAGACAACACUGUGAUGACAUGUUCACCAGAUGCAUUCAGUGUGAACUGGUGGGAUUAUUUUAAGAGUCUGUUUAGUUAGAUGCACUCAUCCACAUCCUAUAAUCUUUUCUGUGUUAAAUGUUUCAAAACUGUUUCAGAAACAUUAAACCACAAAAACAGUUUUA